GAUGCGUCCGCCGUAUAAAUAAUUAUAAAAACAGGGAAGUGCCGCAGAAAUUGUUCGGAGAAACCCAAGUUCUCCUCCCUGCCCAAAUGGACCUUUUCAAGCAGAUCCUGCCCGAAGUGCGGGAGGUUUUAUUAACUGCUUCGGCCCCGCAGCUCCAAACCUUCCUGGACUCCAUGCUGAGCGAAGGGAUCCUCUCCCGGGAAUAUUAUCAGACUUUGCUGGAUGAAAAAGACACCGAUGACCUGGCAAGGAAGCUCGCUCUGACCCUGCUUGGGAAACGGGCCGGGCCUUCGGAUCCCCACAGCCGCCUCCCCCCCUUGCAGCUUUCCGGCAAUGCUAGAGGACCUGCUAAGAACGGAGCGGUCUCACUGAGGACUAGAAACUGGACCGCCGCUCCCGCCCCAGAUGAGGUGAGCCCUGGAGGGAUCCCACCGGAGACCCCCUGCCUGCAGAGCGAGGCCCACCCGGCGUCGAUGGAUGAGAUGGAGGAGGCCCCUGCAGUCCAAGUGUCCGAGGCGGCCAGUGACGACCAGGACAACCCGGAGGUCUUCUACACCGUGGAGAGGGACGAAAGCGGAGAAGUCCUCUCCCUCUGCGCCGACAUGGGGGAGGCCUACGACAAAAUCGGAAUCCUCUCCAGGGCAGUUGGACUUUAUGUCCCAAAUUUUGUGAAGGUCAAAGGCGAGGGAAAUGUUGGUGCGUCUCCGCGCAUAGGUGGGUGCAUCAAAAGAUGCAUGAAUGAAGGUAUGAUCAGCCUCUUGCAGCUUGCUAAAAGGUUUGGAGGAAUAAUGUGA
Molecule: messenger RNA, 794 nt
Organism: Thamnophis sirtalis
Lineage: Eukaryota; Metazoa; Chordata; Lepidosauria; Squamata; Natricidae
Source: RefSeq, a predicted model, not a curated record